AUGAUGGAGGUUUGGGUGGCGGAACAAAUUCCAGAGGCCGACCUUCUGGAGGACAUUCCCGAGGACUCAACCAAACCUUUAUUGUCUCCUCCUCACCUGGACAGAGCAGCGCGAGCCGAGUCUGUGGACUCUGGAGUGGAGACGUUCAGCACGGACACCUGGGGGCCCGCAUCUCCUGAGGUGGACUUCAUGGACUCCACGGAGAGCUUCAGAUCUUUUUCAUCCUUCGGAUCUGUGUCGCUGCCUUCUUCUGGCUCCCUCGUGGACUUAAGCUUGAACUCCACCUCAGGGUCCUCCAGACUGAAGAACGCCCUCCAGAGGAUCGAAUCCCGGCGACAGAGCCGCCGCCCUGAGGCCCAGCCAUACCUGGCCCCGCCAAGGUGCGCCAGGACCUCCGUGCAGAUGUUAGAGGGUGUCCACUUAGGCUCCCCGAAACUGCUCCACCAGAACCCUGAGACCAGAACCUUCUCUUUGAGCGGCGACAAGGAGCAGGGUCUACGCCAGGCGGCGUCCGAAGGUCUAAGUCCGGGCUUCGUCCACCUGGAAGAGGUGUGUCAUAGGUUGGAGAUCUUGGCCAGAGAGAAGCUCCUCAGCCAACGCCACCAGGCGGACAUGGACGUCCUUUCCAGCCAGGCCGACAUCACGGAGCGCCGCCCCGUCAGUGUCAUCGUUUCUUUCCACGCCGACGACAGCGAGCUUCUUGCCGGCGACGACGCCAACGUCCUGCAAGACCCUCACAGACGUCUUGACCACAGGUCACCGUCAGACACCACGCUGACGUCCCUCGAACGUGACGCCCCCAGGGGGCAGCAGCUCAACACACACAACCUGCCAGACCAGGUGGAGCAAGACCACAGGCGGGCCCCUAGGUUGCAGAGACAGGAGGCAACACAUCAAAGCGACAAGAACUGGAAGACCAAGUUUAGUUCUCUGAAAAAAGAUUCUACCUCCAAAGACGGACACAGUGCGAUCAUGGAGUCGUUUGACAGGACCAACAAAUUGUUCAGGAGGAGGAGGAGGACAGUUACUCUUUACACUGAAGAAUAAUAUCACAAUAUUGAUUAUAAUAACAUUGAUCUGAAGAAUUAUAUCAUAAUAAUGAUCAUAAUAACAUUGAUCUGAAGAAUAAUAUAACACUAUUGAUCAUAAUAACAUUCAUAUGAAGAAUAAUAUAAUACUAUUGAUUAUAGUACAAUUGAUAUGAAUAAUAAUAUAAUACUAUUGAUUGUAAUAACGUUGAUCUGAAGAAUAAUAUGACCUGAAGAUAUUGGGACUUUGGAUAAUACUCUUACCAAGUUUGUUGCACAUACAUUACAUAUAUAUAGUCAAAUAUGCAAUUUAAAAUGGCAUUUAUGUCAAAAUAUUGAGGUAUUCUUUCCAAAUUAAUUCAUAUCAUGCAUGUAAUUUAGUGUGCACACACACAC
Nerophis lumbriciformis (worm pipefish) is the source of this 1424-nucleotide messenger RNA. RefSeq lists its product as uncharacterized. The record is from RefSeq and is a predicted model, not a curated record. NCBI's taxonomy places the organism in Eukaryota, Metazoa, Chordata, Actinopteri, Syngnathiformes, Syngnathidae.